This is a messenger RNA of Danaus plexippus (monarch butterfly), 1664 nucleotides long. Its product is annotated as leucine-rich melanocyte differentiation-associated protein-like. The coding region runs from base 262 to 945 and encodes 227 amino acids. Gene Ontology annotation, biological process: melanocyte differentiation. The transcript is spliced from 6 exons. The record is from RefSeq and is a predicted model, not a curated record. Gene Ontology annotation, molecular function: protein binding. Lineage: Eukaryota; Metazoa; Arthropoda; Insecta; Lepidoptera; Nymphalidae.
AAACAAACAGUGUCGGUGAUUAUGUAAGUUUCUCGUAUGGUGUUCAUAUAUCAUACCACGAAGGAGUACUCCCUCAUUAUGCUAAUCCACGUCAGUGUUUAUAAACAAGCUGACAACCAACCCCGACCCUUACAUCUCAAUGGCUCUCUGACGUACCUUGAGAAUAAUUGUAUUAUACGUUUUUCUAUAUGUUAUUGUACUACCUUUGUCAUCAGUUAGCGUUUCUUUCAAUAGUCACUUCACCUAGAUAACACUCCUCCAAUGGAAUCACAAUAUCGUCGUAAAUUCUCUCUAAGCUAUUGCGGUCAGGAUUGUCAAAGGAUACCGCCCUCGUUAUGGAACAUGUAUGGGGCAAAAGUAAAUUACCUAGAUUUAAGUUACAAUAGUAUAGAGACACUUAAAGGUUUGGAAAACUUCAAGAAACUAGAAGAACUUAUAUUGGACAACAACAGAUUAGGCGAUUCAGUCGCCUUUCCCUAUAUGCCACAUUUGAAGACGCUAUCAUUAAAUAAUAAUCAGAUAACAGACUUGGAUGGUUUAAUAAAUAAGAUAUGCGAGAACUUUCCCUCGCUGUCAUACCUGAGUUUGCUGAGUAAUAAGGCAUGUCCCAACCAGCUGUCUGAUCAAGAGAAAGAUGACACAGAUUAUCAGAGAUACAGGUACUUCGUCCUAUACAAGAUCCAGAACCUACGUUUCCUAGACUCGCGUCGUGUCUCGUCGUCUGAGCGUCGCGAGGCCGCCCGAAAAGGGGACUUCGCGAGAGUUAGACGACCUCCUCCUCCCCCGAACACUUCACCCCCCACACCACAACACGCUCUGGCGAGGCCCCUGCCUCUGGAUCUCAACGCCCUUGGUAAACAUAAAGGUGCUUACGGUAAAUGUCUUUACAAAUACACGGGGAAGCAUUCCGAGGGCAACAGGUUCAUUGUUAACAGCGAUCUGUGAAAAACUAUCAUAGUAUUGUAUGUGCCAUAUUAGUCGAAUAGUUAUUGUAUCACAGUCAUCACACAGGGUUUCUCAUAUUAAAUUUACGUUAAUUUUUCUAACGACCGAACGUAGGUACUUUAAAUUUGAAUGAGAAAAAUUUAAUGUAUUUUUAGGUAAGUGAAAUCUAUGUAAAUAUCACUUUGUUCUGAGACGAAGCGAUGUUUUCAGGUUGUGUUAAAACGAUUCAAUCCAUGGAUCAAGUAAUAUUCAUAAUCUUUAAACAUUCCGAUAUUCAACCCCUAUUAUGUUAGUAUAGAUUUAAAAGUGAGCGCCACCUUUAAUGACUAUAUAAUGUAACCGAAUAGUCAUCAUAAGGAAUUCUAUAGAGGGAGCAUCUAAAUCACUUUCACUUAUACAUUUCUUAAUACAUAUAAUCAAUUUUAUAUGUUGCAUAGACUUUAUAGAAGUGGUCUAUAAUCCAACAGGGUUUGUCUAUGAUUAUAUUUUUUGUUUAAAAUAAAUGAAAUAUUUAAUGGAGCUUUAUUCAUUAGAAUCAAUGGAAUAUGAUUUAAUGUAUAGUAGUUUAUUUUUGAUUUAAGUAUUCCUCUGGCUAUUGUAAACCAUAGUAAAGUUAUUCUAGUAUUUUAUAGUUUUAUCUAUUUUUUACUUUUAUAUAAUUGUAUUCAUUUGUAUUUGUGCAAUAAUAAUUGAUUAAAUAAACCACAUCUUAACUGCCA